Molecule: messenger RNA, 270 nt
Organism: Gongylonema pulchrum
Lineage: Eukaryota; Metazoa; Nematoda; Chromadorea; Rhabditida; Gongylonematidae
Source: the annotation of a GenBank genome assembly
GUUGGAGCGUUUGCAGCAUUAAUUGGCCCGCAUGCUGUGCUUCACUUCGAUAAAGGGCUUCGUGCAAUACAUGUUGAUGACCGAUGGGAUUUCUAUAAACCAAAUCAGCCCACCGUUUCGGAAUAUCCAGUUGUUGACGGACCAGUGAGCUUGGAGUCCUAUAUAAAUUGCGCUGAGCACGUUUACGAUUUAUAUUGCAAAAAAGCUAAGAAGCUGAAAUACGGAGGUUGCUCGUCGUUUUCGAUCAUUUGGCAUGGAUUAUUAGUUUGA